AUGACAAGCUCAAAUACCAGUCAACGACGUUUAUUUAAAGAUUUACAAAAAAUUCGUACGGAAGAAUUACAAGGUAUUAAUGCAAUACCUGUCGACGAUGAUAUGCGUGUUUGGAAUGCAUUAAUUGAUGGACCAGUUGAUACAUGUUAUGAAGAUGGAUUAUAUACGUUAAGAAUGGAAUUUUCAGAUACUUAUCCAUUAACACCACCUAUUGUUCGAUUUACAUGUAAAAUGUUUCAUCCGAAUGUCUAUGCUGAUGGUAGUAUAUGUUUGGAUAUUUUACAACGUAAUUGGAGUCCAACUUAUGAUGUUUGUGCUAUACUUACAUCAAUACGUUCAUUAUUAAAUGAUCCAAAUCCAAAUUCACCAGCUAAUAAUGAAGCAGCAAAAUUAUUUUUGGAAAAUCGUCGAUUAUAUGAAUCGAAAGUACGUAAAUUAGUUGAAGAAUCUAUUAUGGCUGAUCAAAUUCAUAAUGAUUUAAAAAUUACCGAUGAUUCAAUACAAACAAAUGAUAAAUCUGAAAUUGAAACAACACCUAAUGAAUGA
Adineta steineri is the source of this 546-nucleotide messenger RNA. The record is from the annotation of a GenBank genome assembly. NCBI's taxonomy places the organism in Eukaryota, Metazoa, Rotifera, Eurotatoria, Adinetida, Adinetidae.